CGUUGAGUCUCCCAUCGUCAGUAAGUGAGUCCCAUCGACAAGACAACUAGACUACAUUAUUGCUCUCUGCAGAACAUCACUGGAAUAUUUGAUUUCACCGGUUCAACUUUGUCAUAUCCGCUCUUUACAACAUGAGUUCUAUUUCUGCAUUCAAGAUGAUGGCGAAGCUGAUUGUGGUUUGCCUGCUACUCGCUGUCAACCAGGUUUACGCCGGAGUGACUCACGGUCUCCAAACGGGCGGGUUCAGCGGUGCUGCCAGCUACGGUCGUGACGCAGGUGCUGGAGGAUUCGCUGGAAGUUCUCUCGUUUCUCCACUGGCAUCGUCUGGAUUCGCUUCACCUUACGGCGCUCAAGGUGGCAACUACUUGCAAGGUGUCAACGGUAUCCACCAAGGAUCGUCGGCUGGAUUCGGAGGUUUCGGCUCAUCGGCCAAGGGAUACGGUCAUCGUUAAUAACUCAAGGACCAUCAAAUAUCCUUGCAAAUCGAUCAUUUACACUUCUUGUGUCCGUUUUCGCACACGAUUGACCACCGGUUGGUGUUGUGUUUUGACGCCCCAAAUAUAUGUAGUAGCUUAUUUGUUUGAUCUAUACUCCACACACAUACUUGAAAUUCUCACAGCUCUUGAAAUACACAUUCCACACAAAUAACCGA
Molecule: messenger RNA, 652 nt
Organism: Daphnia pulicaria
Lineage: Eukaryota; Metazoa; Arthropoda; Branchiopoda; Diplostraca; Daphniidae
Product: keratin-associated protein 19-2-like
Exons: 5
Coding region: 132-452 (106 amino acids)
Source: RefSeq, a predicted model, not a curated record